Molecule: messenger RNA, 2254 nt
Organism: Osmerus eperlanus (European smelt)
Lineage: Eukaryota; Metazoa; Chordata; Actinopteri; Osmeriformes; Osmeridae
Gene: slc24a4b
Product: solute carrier family 24 member 4b
Exons: 17
Coding region: 396-2171 (591 amino acids)
Biological process (GO): intracellular calcium ion homeostasis; calcium ion transmembrane transport
Cellular component (GO): plasma membrane
Molecular function (GO): calcium channel activity; calcium, potassium:sodium antiporter activity
Source: RefSeq, a predicted model, not a curated record
UUACACAUGCAGUUGGAAUACUAAAGGAACAACAUACCAGGGAUAUAUCUAUUCGUAUAAAGUGCCAUGGAAACCUGUUCGUUGAAAUUCUGAGAUUGCUAGCUAAUAAUAAUGCCGAAUUGAUUGGAGACCUCAGAAUUGCCUGCCCUUUCAUUGCCUGUCGUGGCACGGAAUUUUCACACGCUGUUCUCGCAAUCCAACAGCUGUACAGAAUUGUAUAGGCGGCACAUGCAAACUGUCCGCUCCACUACUUCCCAUCUGAGCACAGGCCACUUGAAAUUAGGACCGCGUCCCGAGUGUGUUUUAUGUGAAGCGGCGAAACAGGGCAAUUCCUUCGGUCUUUCCUGUCCGCAGCGAGGCAAGGACAAAAAGUCGUAGUUUGCCGACCUGCAACCAUGGCCCAGGACGAGAACAUAAGUGUCUCGAAAAAAACGAUUAUUGCUAAAAUUGUCAAAGUUCGCAAGAGGCGUGAGAUGCUUGUUGUGCAAAUGUUUUUUAUCUGCAGUGUCCUAUUUGUGGCAUGGAGCAUGUCAUCACUGCUGACAAAGACAGGCCAUGGAAUGCUUGUGGAGGGGCAUGCCGACCAUCACCACUGGGGAAGAAGGCUUAUGGCCUCAGCACUGGAUAAUGAGACAGCGGAGAAGAACUGCACAGAGCCAGCUAUACACGAGUUCCCAGAUGACCUUUUCUCCAAUGAUGAACGCAAGAGUGGGGCUGUUGCUCUGCACAUAUUGGCGGCACUCUACAUGUUCCUUGCCUUGGCCAUAAUCUGUGAUGACUACUUUGUGACAUCACUGGAGAAGAUCUGUGAGAAACUAGACCUUAGUGAAGAUGUUGCUGGAGCGACGUUCAUGGCAGCCGGGAGUUCUGCACCAGAGCUUUUUGCUUCUGUUAUAGGUGUCUUCAUCACACACGGUGACGUGGGGGUAGGGACCAUCGUUGGCUCAGCGGUCUUCAACAUCCUCUGUAUCAUAGGCGUAUGCGGGAUAUUUGCCGGACAGGUUGUAAUGUUAACUCGGUGGUCUGUCUUUAGAGACUCCUUCUACUAUAUCUUGUCAGUAGUGGCACUCAUUGCGUUUAUCUACGACGAGAAGAUAGUAUGGUGGGAGAGCCUUAUCCUGGUGCUUAUGUAUGCUGGAUACAUCCUCAUUAUGAAGUUUAACUCCAGCAUGCAGAAGUUCUUCGUCGGAAAAGGGGGCAAGAAUGUGGCUAACGGUAAUGCGGCAGCCAGCAGCGAGAUGGAGGAUGUCAAGCCCAGUAGAGCUUACAGUCGUGGCUCUGUGGUGAUGGUAGAUGAAAUUAUGAAUACCAGCCCUCCAAAGUUCCGCUUCCCUGAGGCCGGGCUCCGGAUCAUGGUCACCAGCCAUUUUGGCCCCAAGACCCGGCUCCGUAUGGCUAGUCGCCUUAUCAUCACUGAGCGACAGAAGCUGGUCCAGGCCGCCAAUGGCGUGGAGACUGCAGUAAUUGAUGGGAAAGUGGACAUAGAAAACGGAAACGUGCCUGAAGACAAGCCCAGCGAACAAGAAGAGAAUGACACCAUAUCUCCCUUCCAUGUGCCAGCGGGCAUUGGUAGUAAGUUUAAGUGGCUGAUCUCCUGGCCCCUGCUGCUGCUUCUCUUCUUCACUAUCCCCAAUUGUGGAAAGCCCCGCUGGGAGAAGUACUUCAUGCUCUCAUUCAUCCUCUCCACUGUCUGGAUUGCUGUCUUCUCCUACUUCAUGGUGUGGAUGGUAACCAUAAUUGGGUUUACACUUGGCAUUCCUGACGUCAUCAUGGGCAUCACUUUCCUGGCAGCUGGCACUAGUGUUCCUGACUGCAUUGCCAGUCUGAUUGUUGCUCGGCAAGGACUUGGCGACAUGGCGGUUUCCAACACAAUUGGCAGUAAUGUGUUUGACAUUCUGGUUGGACUGGGUGUGCCCUGGGCAUUACAGACCAUGUGUGUCAACUACGGUUCAGAGGUGAUGAUCAACAGUCGUGGGCUGCUAUAUUCUGUAGUGCUUCUGCUUGGCUCUGUGGCUCUCACGGUGUUGGGGAUUCAUCUGAACAAGUGGCGUCUGGACCUGAAGCUGGGGAUAUACGUUCUGGUUCUUUACGCCGUCUUCCUCUGCUUCUCAAUCAUGAUUGAGUACAACGUGUUCACCUUCGUCAACCUGCCUAUGUGCCUGGAUGAGUAGACCGUUCCUCUGAUCCGGAAUCCUCAGCUCAUACACCAACCUACCCCCCCCCCCCCCCUCUGCCAUACCACACCUAAUUUUCU